AUGUCUUUCUCUCUCUCUCUCUCUCUCUCUCUCUCUCCCUUCCUUUCUUUCGCUCGAUCUUUCUUUUGUUCUUUCUUUCUUUCUUUCUUUCUUUUUUUCUUUCUUCAUAUUUUUUCUUUCUUUCGUACUUAUUACAUUCGCUCUUUUUUCUUUUGGUCUUUCUUUCAAUUUGGCUCUUUCUUUUGCUAUUUGUUUGUUUAUUUUUGUAUUUCUUUCUUUCUUUCUUUCUUUUGCUCUGUCUUUCUUGUUUUCGCGCUUUCUUUGUUUCUUUUUUCUUUCUUUCUUUCUUUCGUUUCCUGUCUUUCUUUCGCUUUCUCUUUCUUUCUUUCGCUCUUUUUUUUUUCUUUUAUUCGACUAGUUCCUUCAUUUUUUGAUCUAUUGCACACGCCACUGAAUCCUGUUCUAUGCACCUGUCUCCUUGCCUCCAUACUGGCUAAAUGGAUUCUUUUUCGGAUAAACGUCUCUUUUGUGCAUUCAAAUGUUUUACAUUGGCUUGGCUUUCUCAAUCUUUGGAUAUUUGAACCAGAGAGGAGAAUUUUAACUCUUGCUCAGUGGAACAUUUUCUUGAACUGUGUGCACAUAAUUCGACGAAAAUAUCUAUCUAUCUAUCUAUCUAUCUAUCUAUCUAUCUAUCUAUCUAUCUAUCUAUCUAUCACAAAAAUGUUUACAUCUAUCUAUCUAUCUAUCUAUCUAUCUAUCUAUCUAUCUAUCUAUCUAUCUAUCUAUCACAAGCCUGUUCAUAUCUAUCUAUCUAUCUAUCUAUCUAUCUAUCUAUCUAUCACAAACAUGUUUACAUCUAUCUAUCUAUCUAUCUAUCUAUCUAUCUAUCUAUCUAUCUAUCUAUCAUAA
Messenger RNA from Acanthosepion pharaonis, 849 nucleotides. Lineage: Eukaryota; Metazoa; Mollusca; Cephalopoda; Sepiida; Sepiidae. The record is from the annotation of a GenBank genome assembly.